AUGAAUAGCCUCAUCGACAGUAGAGUUGGUGCAUCAGAAGCAGAUGGUCUUUUCCCUGGAUUAUCUUUACGCAAAUUUCAGAAAUUUCUUGAGGCAUGUCUUGAUACCCAACGCUCCAUAUGUCAACGUCUUCCUAAUAACAUUUCUGGAGCAUGCUUACUUUCUGUGACAUCAGAUAAAGCAACUUCCGAAAGAGAAACUGUGGCAUUAUCAAAAGUCAAUUAA
Messenger RNA from Entrophospora sp. SA101, 225 nucleotides. NCBI's taxonomy places the organism in Eukaryota, Fungi, Glomeromycota, Glomeromycetes, Entrophosporales, Entrophosporaceae. The record is from the annotation of a GenBank genome assembly.